GAUCUUACACACCCUUUCGUCACUGUUCUUCACAGCGACCAUGGUUCGGCUGAUCACCCACAAUUUACUCGCAUGCCACGUCAAAGGAUGCACUACAAAUAAUUUUCCACUUGUAUUUCAGGAUGUCCAAGUUGAACUACAAGAGGCAGAAUUCAACCCUGACUUCAUCCGGAAUAUGCUGUCUCGAUUGGAAUGGUCUGCGUUGGUAAAUGCUGCGAAGCAGGUCGGAGACACAUCGCUGCCUCCAGAACAGCCAGACAUGAUGGAUGACGAGCUACUUCAGAAGCUUCAUCAUGUUUUGAUGGAGAUCCAUGUUACUGAUGGUGCGAUGGUCUGUCAAAAUUGUAACCACAUAUACCCCAUAUCUAAUGGGAUCCCAAACAUGUUGCUGGCCGAGCACGAAAUCGGCUAAAUCAUGAAUAAAAAUUUGUAGUUUACCCUGAGAUCUUGCUGUUGGCGUUCUCACCCCGAUUGAUGGCAAGGGGCACUAUUGACCUCAAAAAUGACCUUGACGUUUUCACGACCAUAGGCAAAGACGAUAGCCUCAGACCGUGCACGCCAGUGCGAUCUGAGAACAUCUCGUCUUCUAUCUUUAGUACCAGUCGAAUAACACAUGUGUUGGAAAGGAACAGGGACAACUGUUGUCUUGCGCCCCUUCGAGAGUUCAGUAAGUACUAGGAAGUUCAAAUUGAUCUAUGAUACUAGUAUUUCGUGAACAACAGUUUACAUAAACUGAGUUGAUUGCAUGUCAUAUUAC
This is a messenger RNA of Suillus subalutaceus, 757 nucleotides long. RefSeq lists its product as uncharacterized. Gene Ontology annotation, biological process: rRNA (guanine-N7)-methylation; peptidyl-glutamine methylation; tRNA methylation. Gene Ontology annotation, molecular function: protein heterodimerization activity. Lineage: Eukaryota; Fungi; Basidiomycota; Agaricomycetes; Boletales; Suillaceae. Bases 41 to 412 code for a protein of 123 amino acids. The record is from RefSeq and is a predicted model, not a curated record. The transcript is spliced from 4 exons.